Chaetomium strumarium is the source of this 1428-nucleotide messenger RNA. RefSeq lists its product as uncharacterized. Bases 1 to 1428 code for a protein of 475 amino acids. The transcript is spliced from 5 exons. The record is from RefSeq and is a predicted model, not a curated record. Gene Ontology annotation, molecular function: ubiquitin binding; phosphatidylinositol binding. Lineage: Eukaryota; Fungi; Ascomycota; Sordariomycetes; Sordariales; Chaetomiaceae.
AUGGCGGGCUUCAGCAUGAACAAGGUGCUAGGCACCAUGAAGAAACGGCCGACGUUUGGCGGUGGCAGCGCCGCAGAAACACCAGUCGAUCCCGCGAACGAGACCCCUGAAGCAGUCGCCACGCGCUGUGUGAAACAAUUCUGUAACUCGGUGGGAAGUGCGUCGGGCGAUGACGUUGUCUUUCUACCUUCCAUCGUCGAGGCCGCCGUUGCCUCGCCAGUUGCCGCCGCCGAAUGCGCCCGCUUGAUCCGCAAGUUCAUGUCCAAGGACUACUGGACAAAGCCGUCAUGCCAAUAUAACGCCGUAAUGCUGAUCCGCAUUCUGGUGGACAACCCGGGUCCGGGCUUCACGCGGUAUAUGGACAAAAAGUUCGUUGACACAGCCAAGGAGCUGCUGAGGACAGGGCGGGAUGCGAGCGUACGCCAGAUUCUGAUGGAGACGCUGGACUCCUUCGAGAAUACUAGGGCUUCUGACGAGGGGCUGGCGCUGAUGAUCGAGAUGUGGAAGAAGGAGAAGGAGAAGGCCUACAAGGCGUAUGGGGGAGUCCCGGUGGCCCCGGGUCCUAGGGGAAUGAUCGCGCCGCCUUUUGACCCUCGCCACCAGCACCACCAGCCGUACUACCAGCAGUCGCAGCAUCACAGCAAGCGUCUUCCGGACCCGAUCGAGCUGGCCAAUCGACUGGAAGAAGCCCGGACAUCGGCCAAGCUCCUGGAACAGGUCGUGGCGUGUACCCCACCGUUAGAGGUUCUCUCCAACGACCUGAUCAAGGAGUUCGCCGACCGGUGUACGAGUGCUUCACGGAGUAUCCAGGGUUACAUGUCUGCCGAGAACCCCGGGCCAGACAACGACACAAUGGAGAGCCUGAUCGAUACCAACGAGCAGCUGCAGCAGGCCCUGAACCAUCACCACCGCGCCGUGCUGCAAGCAAAGAAGCAGCUUGGUGUCAAUGACGGCAGGUCAAGCAAUUCCAGCCCAGCACCGCCAUCCCAGCGACCACCAGCUGGACAACCUCGCUCGCCACCACCACAAGUGCCAAGAAAGGGGGUCGCCGGAAGCAGCAGCAGCAGCAACGGCAACGGCAAAGGGAAGUCCAACCUCGAUGUAUUACGCAGCUCCGCCAUCGCGGGCCCGUCCAGGUCAACCAACGCGACACCACGCCACGACACCAAUGAGGACGACGAUGACGGCCAAGAUCCCUUCCGGGACCCCGAGCCGGCGGGAUCCUCAUCUAGGGCGGCCGGAAACAUGAGCGGUAGCACGCCACGGCUGUCCUAUGAACCAUUCCAUCCCGGGUUCGGCGGUUCAUCGUCCUCGGCGGCCGCAGGAGGAGAGAAGGCAAGGAGGGAGCCGGCAACAGCGGUGUCGGAUGAGGAGGAGGACGCGUACAGAGCCACGCCGAAGAAGGAGGGGCGUGAGAAUCGGUUUUAA